Molecule: messenger RNA, 1262 nt
Organism: Ipomoea triloba (trilobed morning glory)
Lineage: Eukaryota; Viridiplantae; Streptophyta; Magnoliopsida; Solanales; Convolvulaceae
Product: calcineurin B-like protein 10
Exons: 9
Coding region: 50-811 (253 amino acids)
Biological process (GO): calcium-mediated signaling
Molecular function (GO): calcium ion binding; kinase binding
Source: RefSeq, a predicted model, not a curated record
AUUCAUUUCAUUCGUCUACAAACGCAUCAACAGAGAUUAGAGAGAGAAAAUGGCCAUCUUUUCUACAGGUUCAACCAACAAUUCUAUGACUUCGAGCUCAUUAACGUUAUCAGAGGAACUAUGCGUGCCAUGUUUGCCGGUAGUUGCGAUAAUCGAAGCGUUGUUUUUCGCAGUCUUGGGCUGUUUCCAAACAAACCACACCCACUACCCUCUCAAGGAUAUUUCUCGACUAGCCAAUGAAUCUAGAUUUUCUUUGAAUGAAGUGGAAGCAUUAUAUGAGUUGUAUAAGAAGCUGAGUUGUUCAAUCAUAGAUGAUGGUUUGAUUCAUAAGGAAGAGCUUCAGCAAGCACUAGUCCAUACACCAAACGGUGAGACCCUCUUUCUGGACCGGGUAUUCGACCUCUUUGAUGAGAAGAGGAAUGGUAUUGUUGAUUUUGAGGAAUUCAUCCACGCACUCAAUGUGUUCCAUCCCAAUACUCCGAUUGAAGAGAAAAUCGAUUUUGCCUUUCGGCUUUAUGAUCUGAGGCAAACGGGCUUCAUUGAGCGUGAAGAGGUUAAGCAGAUGGUGAUUGCGAUUCUAAUGGAAUCUGACACGAAACUAUCUGAUGAUCUUCUUGAGGAGAUUAUUGACAAGACAUUUGCAGAUGUUGAUGCUGAUAACGAUGGUAAAAUUAAUAGAGAGGAUUGGAAGGGCUUUGUAACUCGUCAUCCUUCGAUCUUGAAGAACAUGACUCUUCCUGACCUCAAGAACAUCACCACCAUGUUCCCGAGUUUCAUUUUCAACACCCAGGCCGAAGAAGGAACCUCGUAAGUCAUUCAUCAAAUCGUGUAUAUAUGUAUGUAUUUGCGACACGCUUUUCUUGCUGGUGCCCGGAAUCGCUAGCUUCCUGCAUAGUUGCUGCCGGAAAAUGCUGACUCGAGCCCUCCAUGAAGGUCAGAGCUGAACUGCAGCAUCAUUAUUGGCUUUCUUGUACAGAAUUGGUGAGCAGUGGACAUUCCCUGUGGCUUAACACUGCUAACAAGAAGCAAAAGGCUGAAACCAUAUGGCCUGGUCAGUGGUCAAGCUUCCAUUUUUGUUGAUGAUUUCAAUAUGUAUAUAUAUAAGAUGGUAAAUGGGUGAUUUUUUUUCAAGUGUUAAUGUUAGUUACAUUCCACAUGAAAUGAAAUAUACUAGUGCAAUUUUGUGUAUUGUAAUUCAGCAGCCAUUGUUCUUUACUUGAGUAUUCAAUUGAAGCUCCUAGCUUCUAAAUUCUAAAGGCAAA